Molecule: messenger RNA, 1963 nt
Organism: Lytechinus pictus (painted urchin)
Lineage: Eukaryota; Metazoa; Echinodermata; Echinoidea; Temnopleuroida; Toxopneustidae
Exons: 8
Coding region: 170-1666 (498 amino acids)
Biological process (GO): apoptotic process
Source: RefSeq, a predicted model, not a curated record
ACAACGCAUGCGCGUUGGUGCAAUUCCUUAACGCCACAUCGACUGUCUAAAUGUGCUGGCUGGAGUUCUGGUGUAAUCUGCGGGAAAUCCUGUCAAUCUUUUAAUAACUACUGUCUGCCAUUAGAGGCUAAUCAAGCAGAUUUAGAACAUUACACUGUAUAACUACAGCAUGCCAGUAUUCAAGCUGUGGAGGGCCAACCGCCUUGAAAAAAAGAUGGCUGUGGCGAACACAUAUGAAGAACUCUGCGAAAAAGCUAAAGUGAAGCUUGGGAUGGCAAGAAUUGAGGGAAUCGUGCUGGAGGAGGAUGGUACUGAAAUCGACGACGACGAGGUUCUGCUGGAAUGUAGCAAUUCUACCUUGAUGGUUUUAGAGGAGGGAGAGCACUGGGAAUUGAGGGGUGAAGCAGAGCAAAAAGUGGAAAAUCGACAUUUGACAGGUGCAGCAGCUGGAGGAGAUGGCGAUAACUUCAGACUCCAAGAAACUGAACAAAGUCCACAAAAUGCUAAUGACACUGAACGGCGGAUUACUGCAGGAACGCCACUACCACCUUUCAGCCAAAGAGUACUACGACACCUAGAGAUUGGCAAGGAGUAUGUGAUCUGGAAAGAACUGAUCUCAGAAGCUGCCAAUUACUAUCUUACAGAAUUUCCAACCAUCAACUCCUCCACCGAGUAUGCCAAGAUUGGCCAGAAAAUAUACUCGCAGUACCCUACAAUACGACGUGAAGGGGAACACCAGUGGUCCUUCUUCACAAAAUGUCUCAGUCAGAAAAUUCGGCACAUCAGAUGGCAACAGAAAAAGAAGACGAAUCCAAAAACAGAACCAGAUCAAGGAAAGGUAAAGAGAACCAAUGUGAAUGAUCAGGCGGGAAUGGCAAAACGAGCGCGAUGUGCUCAAAUGGCUCAAGAAAACACUGUGACAGAUGACAGUGCAGAUCAGUGUCUCAAGGAACUGUCAAAAGAGUGGACCAAGCCUGCAGAAAAAAGGUGCUUGGGACAUAUCCGUCUUCUGCUGGAAAAGACAUUUGCAACGAAUCAAAAAUGGAUAAUGUCUCUUCCUGAUGCCCAAGUAGAGCCCAUAUUGAAGCGAAUCCCAUGCUACAGUGAUGGAAGAAUGAUCCUCCAUGACUUUCAGCUCGUAAGAGGACGUGACUCAUUAGAUGAACUGGAAUCUUGUCUUCAAAAGUUCAUGAGAGCCAUUGAAGAACUCAAGAGUACUGGCAGCAAAGAGGGACCACUGGAAUUGCUUCCCCUUAUCCAGUACAUCGAAAAAAAGACGGCAUUUGACAGGGGAAAAGGGAGUAAAACUGAAGCUGUCAUCUCAAUAAAAAAGGAAGUUCCGGAUGAGGACGUAGAAGCCCACAUGACAAGUGGCAAGAAAGAGCCGCCUCGACUGGUCAUCUUUGUUACCGGAGAGGAAGAUGUGACUGGAUGUUUCAUCGUAUCUGAUGAGGUCACAAUUGAUUGCAAAGUUACCAAUCUCACCAAGGCAUUCAUGCAGCUUAUCGCUGCAUACUACGUUUUCAACCUCGAAUAUCCGAAGAUGUAUUCGCAGCUGCUGGGUCUAGUGCAGAGCUAUGUGCUCAAGGAACCAUACAACGGCCAAAAGAGUUCCAAGUAUAGAAACUUUGAGGUUCUCCUCCGACAGCAGUUGGGGAUGCAGUAGAUUUAGACAGCCUUGGGUAUUUUGAAGUGGCACUGUAUAACACAUCAGUCUUUGCCGGAUCCUUGCAUCUAUUUUUCCAUAGCUUACAUUUGAAUACACUGAUUUUAUGAUUUUUGGUUUUCGGUCAUAAUGAUUCUGAAAUGGUAUCUGGCAAGUGCCCUCAGCCACUGAUAAACGGGAAAGAAUUGCUAUUUCGAAAGUUCGCCGCUAUAUCGGACAGCUUUAUUUCCUUAGAUAUACAUCUUUGACCGCAGGUGAUUCUCGAUGUUCAAAGGCCAAAAAAAAAUCAUGCUUUUU